Balaenoptera musculus (blue whale) is the source of this 3057-nucleotide messenger RNA. It is a transcript of the gene SDCBP2, whose product is annotated as syndecan binding protein 2. Gene Ontology annotation, molecular function: protein binding. The record is from RefSeq and is a predicted model, not a curated record. The coding region runs from base 1469 to 2596 and encodes 375 amino acids. Lineage: Eukaryota; Metazoa; Chordata; Mammalia; Artiodactyla; Balaenopteridae. Gene Ontology annotation, cellular component: cytoplasm; plasma membrane. The transcript has 7 exons.
ACUGCUCCUUCCUCACAUUUCAACUAGGAAGGAAGUAAAGCAUUUCUGUGAGGUAAUUUCUUUGAAUUUCUUUUGGUACCUUGCUCCGAGGUCCUAGUGGUUCUCCUCUGGACAGGUAGAAGGCGUUCAGUAAAUGUUUACCGUGCUUCCCCCCAUUUCCUUCUCCCUCUGGAGCAAUACUCUGCUGAGUGUAUAAAUUCUGCUACAGUUUGUGUGCAUGUUUUUAAGAGCUUCCUUUGGUCUUACCUCAUUGUGGUCAAGAUCAAGAGUCGCCAGCGAGACCGGAAAUGGCUGGUAUGCAGUAGGAACUCAAAUGCCCAGAGAUGGAGAGGCGUGGGGGGGGCUGGGGAGGACUUCUAAAGUGCCUGCUGCCUUUCUGUUGUAAUAUCAAGUCCCCGCCCACUUGACACUGGACUGAACCCCGCGUAGUUGCGGGAUGAUGCUGAGCAAACCCCGGACGGUGGCCGGGUGUACAGCAGGUGCUCACUACCCACCAGCUGGACUGGAUUUAGGUCUUGAGUGAUCAGACCUCAUAAGCCUGUCUGACCUUUGAAACAGGACAGGGAGGGACGUGGCCCCCAAUCCUGCUUUGCCUGGUCAGCAUGUGCUAGGUGACCCCGGGUCUCAGGUUCUAAAGCCCAGAGUCAGCUGAACAUGGUGGGAUGGGAUUUUUGCGGGGUUGAGAGCACGGGCUUGGGAACCAAACAGACUUUGGGUCAAAUCCCAGCUCCCCCAUCUCUAAAAUGGGGACAGUAAUACCUUUGUGACAUCUUUCUCGUCCUGAGAGUGCUGAGUGGCACACGUCCGUGCCUCCUCUCAGCCCUCAGCCCUCCCCACCCUCUGUGCCCUGCAGCGUGUUCCAAAGAGCAGCCAUGUCCGCCCUGUACCCAUCUCUGGAGGACCUGAAGGUGGACCAAGCCAUGCAGGUAAACUGCCAGGCCAUCAGCCUGGGGUCCCCUGACGGGGCCUUCUGGAUUACGCCAGGGUAGCUAAGGGAGGCUUGUCUUGGGUCAAGUGUUGGGGACCCCUGGGAGUUCCUGACUGGCCCCAGGGCAUGCAGGUCCCCACUGCAGGGCCUGCUGGGCAGAGCAGGUGUCCAGAGGCCAAGGCAAUGGAAUUACAGAAGGUGGAGAAGACCAAGCAGCUGCAGACCGGCCCGUCUGGUGCCUGCUCUAUCCCAGUGCUUCCUCCAUCCGGGUUCGUGUAGAACCCAUGCUCUAGGACAAGCUUCCAGAAUAAACCCUGUGGCCGUGGCGUUUGGCCUACUCAGCCCCCAGAAACCCUUUUCUCCUUCCAUCCCACAUGAAGUCCUAGUGGGUUUUGAGAAUUGGGGGCUUUUUGACUGAAAAUUUGCCUUGGCUGCCUCAGGUAGUAAACGAGCUGUGACAUUUGGUGGGUUGCGGGCCCCCGGGAGAACCUCCCUCCAGAAGCGUGGACAUCUGCAGAGGCCACAUUUACUCCAAGGGUCAUGGACAACCCCCCUCAGGCCGCCAGCAUACCUAAUGCCCUGACCCCCAGCCUCAGGGAGCCCCAGGCCUCAAGGGCUCUGGGGCUCAUGGCCACAGCUGACCGGUACUCCCCAUCCGUCCCCAGGCCGAGGCCAGAGCCGUACCCAGGAUGCCCGCCCUGCCGGGGCAGGGAGCAGACUCCCAGCCUUCAGUUUUGUACCCAAACUUGGCGGAAUUGGAAAGUUAUAUGGGUCUUUCGUUCUCCAGCCACGAAGUCCAGCAGAACCUGCCUCAGAUUCCAGAAGGUGCCAGUGCAGCGGUCUCGGGCCCCUCACCGGACCAGGUGGUGGCGCCGGUGUCCGGGAACAGCAUGGGCGUGCUGCCUGGGGAGGUCAAGCCUGGGGUGCGCGAGAUCCACCUGUACAAGGACGAGCGCGGCAAGACGGGGCUGCGGCUGCGGGCCAUCGACAAGGUGGAGCUGGGGGUCGGGGGGGAGAGGAGGGGCCCCGCGGAGGGCGGAGGGCGAGCCCGCGUGCUGGACAGCGCCCGCCCGCCCUCAGCCCGAGCUGCCAGCCCUCCUCCGCGCGCCUCCGGGGUUCUGGCCGCCUCGUCCACCAGCGGGAGAGGAGGCAGCGCGGGGAGCCCCAUCCACAGGGCUCUUUGUGCAGCUGGUCCAGGCCAACACCCCCGCGUCCCUGGUGGGGCUGCACUUCGGGGACCAGAUCCUGCAGAUUGAUGGGCGCAACUGUGUCGGGUGGAGCACAGGCAAAGCCCACCGGGUGGUGAAGAAGGCGUCGGCUGAGAAGAUUGUCAUGGUUGUUCGGGACAGGACAUUCCAGCGGAUCGUCACCAUGCACAAGGACAGCACAGCCCACGUCGGCUUCGCCAUCAAGAAGGGGAAGGUCAUCUCUUUGGUCAAAGGGAGUUCUGCAGCCCGCAAUGGGCUCCUCAUCAACCACCACGUGCGCGAGGUGAACGGGCAGAACGUCACUGGGCUGAAGGACAAAGAAGUCAUGGAGAUUCUGGCCACAGCCGGGAACGUCAUCAACCUGGCCAUCAUCCCCACUGUGAUCUAUGAGCACAUGGUCAGAAAGUUGUCCCCAACCCUGCUCCACCACACCAUGGACCACACCAUCCCUGACAUCUGAAGCCACGGGAGAGCAGCUCAGCCCUCUCACCCUCCAGCAAGAAAGGGAGAGUCCUCAGGGGACAGGCUGUGGAGGCCUGCUGCCUGGGGGCGGGGCUGUCUCGAGGUGGGCGUGUUCUGGGUGGGGCAACAUUGGAUCACAUGGGCCUGUCAUUUAUACACACUGGCCUCCUUGGAGCCUCAGCCUCUUAACUGGGCUAAGGCAGGGGCAGGGCCCACAGGCAGUGAUUCUCUGAGCCGAUUUAAAUGCUGGGCACAUAGGCAGGCCGACUAAACACUUCCUAAAGUUGCAGCUGGGUCCCUUUCAAAAUUUUGCCUCUACCAGUAAAACAUUUCCACGGUUUGAGAGAACAAAUACAUUUUUUUGUGAGAAUUGUUUCUUUUCCCUUUACUUGUUCUUUGUCACAAACUGUAUUUAGUUAUAACCCUUCACUGUCUUUUGAAUAAAGAUUUGAUUUUACA